AUGCGUAAAAUUCGUAGUUUUCGUUGUAAUGAAGCAAAUUAUCAAGAUGAAUAUCGAUGCAAACUACAUUGUAGAAGUCACGGAUAUAAAACUGGUGAUUGUUGGAAAUCUCCUAAUUAUAAAUUUUGUGUUUGUCACAUUUCAUCUAUUUGGCUUUUAUACGAUUCAUUUGGCCGUUAUGAAAAGCGAACUAAACGAAAAUUGAAAUUGAUAAAUAAUCAACGAGAUGAUGAAUACUAUGUUAUUAUAAUUGGUACUGGUUUUUCUGGUCUUGGUAUGGCUAUUAAAAUGAAUGAACUUGGAAUGGAUAAUUAUAUUUUAAUUGAACGACAUGCACAUAUUGGUGGUACAUGA
This is a messenger RNA of Rotaria sp. Silwood1, 354 nucleotides long. Lineage: Eukaryota; Metazoa; Rotifera; Eurotatoria; Philodinida; Philodinidae. The record is from the annotation of a GenBank genome assembly.